This is a messenger RNA of Effrenium voratum, 606 nucleotides long. The record is from the annotation of a GenBank genome assembly. Lineage: Eukaryota; Dinophyceae; Suessiales; Symbiodiniaceae.
GACGUUGUGCGCCACGCUGGGCAUCUUUUGGCUCUUGGGCCUCGCCCUGAGCUUUGCGGCCUUCGCCGUGGCGAGGCGCCGCCCGGGAGUUUACCUGGCGAAGACUAGCUUCAACUGGGCGACCUUUCUGACGUCCUUGCUGUGGGUGGCCCUGUUCGCAAAUGAAGUGGUUGGGGCUAUGCAGCUCCUGGGCACCAUCAUGGGAUUGAAGCCAAUGGUCAUGGGCAUUACGCUACUGGCCUGGGGCAACUGUGUGGACAACGUUUUUGCAAUGCUGGGCCUUGCCAAGGCCGGGGAGUUCCGCGUGGCAAUCACCGGCAUCUACGCUGGGCCCAUGUUCAACGUGCUGUUCGGGAAUGGUUGCAUCCUGUUGAUGUCCGCAGUGCUGAACCAUGGCCAGACCCCUUUCAUCAUGUCGCCAGCGGCCUUUGUCCUGCUCGGAGUCAUGGAGGUGGUUCUGGUGGGCACGUUGCUGUACACCAAACUGUGCGCUUGGCACAUGACCAAAACUCUGGGGCUCAUCCUAUGCAUCGCUUAUCCAGUGACAUUGGCAGCCGGCUUCAUUGUCGAACAUCUUAUGGGUGCUGACGGCUGACCGAUUGAUUU